Anopheles coustani is the source of this 4691-nucleotide messenger RNA. Its product is annotated as diacylglycerol kinase theta. The record is from RefSeq and is a predicted model, not a curated record. Gene Ontology annotation, molecular function: ATP-dependent diacylglycerol kinase activity. NCBI's taxonomy places the organism in Eukaryota, Metazoa, Arthropoda, Insecta, Diptera, Culicidae. Gene Ontology annotation, biological process: lipid phosphorylation; intracellular signal transduction; diacylglycerol metabolic process. The transcript is spliced from 15 exons.
CCGUGUGUCAUCAGGAGCGACGCCGUCGUAAUGGUGACAACCAGGGAGAACAAAAUGGAGCAACCUUCUCUGCUGGCCCAGUGCACCGCGUACACGGCGACGGCGACGUUUUCGCGUUCAUCCUCCACGUCCGCUGCGGCACCAGCGAUGGCGGCGACGAAGCAGGCGGCCACCUUCAGCGCCGCGGCGCCGACGGCGAUGGCGACGACGAUGGGAUCCGGAUCCGCCACCGGUGCUGCUGCUGCUGCUGGACCGCUACCGCUGGCGUUCCCGGGCCUUACCGUGGCCUAAGCCGCCCAGGCCACGCUUGCACGAAGCGCACCCGACAAAAAAAAACACCCCGCAGUCCUCGUGUGGCCUGCAGAGGGAGUGAGUGUGACGGUACGUCGGAGGAGCACGAAGGAAGCAAAAGGAGAAAAAAAAACCAUACAUACACGCCGUGGAAAAGAAACCUGUAACGGUCGGUGAGAGAAAGUGUAAUUUAGGGAACACAAGAAAGAGUGAAACGAAGAACGAGAAAUUCCCACAGAGAGGAGUUUGUCGAGAAGUAAAGAAAAAUCAAAUAAACACUGGAGAGAAGAAUUCGAAAAACAAAGUGUGUAACAAACUGUCCGUUGUACCGAAACGAAGUGAAAUUGGAAAAAAGUGCAAAAGAAAAAGAAAAUUGUGCCAAGAAGAAUGCGAAAUGAAAUAAACAGAGGAAUCCUAUCAACCUAGCGGGAGAGGCAGAAAAAUCAAAGCGCGUGCUUUUUCCACGAAACGACAGAGAAACUUGGGUUGAACGGUUGGAAAUCCUUCGAUUUGCGGAACCAAAGCUACAGCACGGAACGAGUCGUCCCCCUUCCGGCCACUGGAAGCCCUUCAACUGCGACCAGAAGUCUCAGCCCUCCUCCCCCCCCACCAAGCCACGCCGAACACACGUCUCCGCUCGGCAGCACGCAGUAGGACGCACCGGAUCGAAUUAAGGAUUGUUCGUUCCGUUCAUCCUCUCCCCCACGGCCUGUCGGGGAACCUCGGAUUGGUGUGCCGUUGAUUGCGAGGGACGUCGUCGGUGGUGGUGGCGGCGGUGGUGGAGGUGGGAUUCUAGCGGAAGGUGCCAACGAACGAAGGAAACGGUCGACACUCGUUCCGAUCUUGCUCGAGACGUAUUACCAAGACCCGUUGUUUGUUGUGCCGGAUUGUAUGUGUGUGCGUGUCUCUGUGUGGGUGAGCUAGUGGACAAUGGUGCCACAAGGAAGCUGGUUCGGUGCUUCUGGUCUCGAGCGUGAUACGGCCCGAUACGCACUGGAACCAUAGGAACCGUUGCAGGGGAAACAGUAAACCACAAACGCAGCAACACUAGCCACCGAAAGUAACCAAAGCAACCGAAACACACCGACACACAGAGCCGCAGAGCCUUCAGGACAUACCCACGGAACGGAGCUGUUUCGGGACGACCGGGAAGGAACUUCCGGAAACGCGCAUCGUCACCCCCAUCGGCAGAGUGUCGUCACUCGUCGUCACGUCGUUGUCGUCUGUCGAUCCGCAGCCAAGCACAAUCGGACGCAAAAUGGCGGGUGGCGAACAUACGUUCGGCCGGAAGACGUUUCACAAGCCAACCUAUUGCCAUCAUUGCUCCGAUCUGCUGUGGGGCCUCAUCGGGCAAGGAUACAUCUGCGAAGUAUGCAACUUUAUAGUACACGAAAAGUGCGUGUCCAACAUCGUGACACCGUGCACGGGCAUCGCACCGUACCUUAUCCGCAACCCGGUGGCACACUGUUGGUCGGAGCCGUCGCACCACAAGCGAAAGUUCUGCUCGGUUUGCCGCAAGCGAUUAGAUGAAACUCCCGCCGUUCAUUGUUUGAUAUGUGAAUACUUUGCGCACGUCGAGUGCCAGGAUUUUGCCAUUCCCGACUGCAAAGAAAAUGCCACCUACGUUCCGGGGAAGGAACUGGGGCACGUCAAGCACCAGCACCACUGGCGCGAGGGCAACCUGCCGCAGUCGUCCAAGUGUGCGUACUGUAAAAAGGCUUGCUGGUCGUACGAAUGCCUUACAGGUUAUCGUUGUGAGUGGUGCGGCACCACCACGCACGGAGGCUGCAGAAACAACAUCCCGGCCGAGUGCACGUUCGGCACCCUGCAGCCCAUCUAUCUGCCGCCGCAUGCCGUCUCCAUACCGCGAACGGAAGUGCCAAUGGAAGCCAUCAUCGGCGUGCAGAACCGCAACAAAGGCACACCGGGCAUACAGCGAGACUACUCCUGCCCUCGCAGCAUCUCCGAGGAGAUAACGGCUGAGAGCCGCUACCGGGACGAAGAGUACGCGGUGCGAGGCGAAGGUAGCAGCAGCUCCGGCACUCACUCGAAGCCCGAUUCUGCGCAUAAGCCCGAUAAAGAUAAGGAUAAGAAAGAUAAGGAGGAGCGCGAUGAAGAAACAAUCAAGGUAUUCGACGGGAACUGUUCAUAUCGAAGGCGAAUAUUCAGAGCCAUCUCCGUACCUAAAACAUGCUCGCUGGAACAACUGUUGACCACCGCCUUGAGGGCCUUCCACAUAGCCAGGGAUCCAAAUCUAUUUUUUCUCACCGACGUCUACGGUGACGAGGUUAGACUGCAGGAGCCAAAUCCCGUACCGAGCCUACACCGAGUGGAGGGCAAAAGACCGGCCAUCUACUUGAGAUUUCGUGAUAAGGAGAACGACCACGGGUUCGUGCGCGUCUACCCGGGUAAGCUGCAGGUGGAGAACGCUUACGUUAUCAUACCGGUGGACAACGACACCACCGUGAAGGAUCUGAUCUGUGAGUCGCUGAAAAAAUUCGGCCUGCAGAGCCACCAGAUCGAGGACUACCGGUGCUCGGAGAUCCUGCUCGACCGGGGCGUCACCGAGCGUGUGCUGUCGUGGAACGAGCGCCCGUGGGAGAUCAUGAAGCAGCUCGGCAAGGACUCGAUCCGGCAGAUGGAGCUGAUGCGCUUCUAUCUGCAGCUGAAGCAGGACCCGCACGGGCCCAAUCUGGCGCUGUUCGUCGGCAACCUGCCGCCCGGGCUGUCGCAGCGCAACUACGAGCACAUACUGACUGAAUUCCUAGGUUUCGAGAACAAGUUCAGCAGCAUCGGGCCUAUCUACUACGAGUACGGUUCGCUAGUGAUAACCUACGAAAAUGCAUCCAAAGCUGUCCGUGCAUUCCAAGCCCUGCGGGAAUCGAAGUAUGAGGAGAAGCAUCUGCUCGUGCUACUGCUGCCUAACAUCGAACCGAGCAUGGUGCCGCCCGGCGUCCAGCCGCUGCUGGUGUUUGUCAAUGUCAAGUCCGGCGGCUGCCAAGGUCUAGAGCUUAUUAGUAGUUUUCGUAAAUUAUUGAAUCCAUAUCAAGUGUUUGAUUUGGAUAACGGUGGACCACUGCCUGGGUAUGUAGCCUGUUUGGAGUUUACAAGUAUUUACAAGCGCUUUUAAAUCUUCUAAUCUUUGGUUUUGUCUUGAUGCAGGCUAUACGUUUUCCGGCACAUCCAGGACUACAAGAUCUUGGUGUGCGGCGGUGACGGAACGAUCGGUUGGGUGCUGCAGUGUCUGGACAACGUCGGUCAGGACUCGGAGUGUUCCAGUCCGCCGUGUGCCAUCGUACCGUUGGGUACCGGCAAUGAUCUGGCACGUGUACUACGCUGGGGCGCAGGGUACACCGGUGGCGAGGACCCACUGAACCUGCUGCGCGAUGUCAUCGACGCGGAGGAAAUCCGGCUCGAUCGCUGGACGGUCGUCUUCCACCCGGAGGACAAACCAGAGGACGCCACCCCGCGCCAAACGCAGCCCAACUCAACCGGUAAGAAGAAGAAAAUCCAACAGCAACAGCAACAACAACAGCAACAGACUAACCCACACACACACACACUUUCUCUACACUCUUCCAACCGUCGCGAUGCAGUGGUCGGAGGGGCGCAGAGCGAGGACAACUCGCAGAUAUUCGUGAUGAACAACUACUUCGGCAUCGGGAUCGACGCCGACCUGUGCUUGGACUUCCACAAUGCGCGCGAGGAAAACCCGAACAAGUUCAACUCCCGGCUGCACAACAAGGGCGUGUACGUGAAGAUGGGCCUGCGGAAGAUGGUCGGCCGGAAGAUGGUGAAGGAGCUGCACAAGGAGCUGCGGCUCGAGGUCGACGGGAAGGUGGUGGAGCUGCCACCCGUCGAGGGUAUCAUCAUACUGAACAUCCUAAGUUGGGGUUCCGGUGCAAACCCGUGGGGACCGGAGAAGGAGGAUCAGUUCAGCAAACCGAACCACUGGGACGGCAUGCUGGAGGUCGUCGGUGUCACCGGUGUGGUGCAUUUGGGGCAGAUACAGUCCGGGUUGCGGUCGGCCAUGCGAAUAGCCCAGGGUGGUCACAUCAAAAUUCAUCUUCAUUCCGACAUACCGGUGCAGGUCGAUGGAGAACCGUGGGUACAAAGUCCCGGCGAUGUGGUCGUGCUAAAGUCAGCGCUAAAGGCGACAAUGUUGAAGAAGAUGAAGGGCAAGAUGAAGCGACGCAACACCGAGCCAACGAUGCAGGUGAUGGGGCCAUCGGGCAUCCAGAUGACGCUGGCGGCGCCCCAGGAACCCGACGAGGUUGACUCCAAUAAUACAGAUUUUUGAAUAUGGUAUAACGAGCGAUUAAUUUAACGUGCUUCGUCGUUUGUGGGUACGUUUGACUCGAUUAGCGCGGUCCGCCCCAGGAUGCCCAGGAGCGAGCGAA